CCGUCUUUCACUGUCCCUCACUGUCCCUCACCGUCCCUCACCGUCCCUCACCGUCUUUCACUGUCCCUCACCGUCUUUCACUGUCCCUCACUGUCCCUCACUGUCCCUCACCGUCCCUCACCGUCCCUCACCGUCUUUCACUGUCCCUCACUGUCCCUCACUGUCCCUCACUGUCCCUCACCGUCUUUCACUGUCCCUCACCGUCUUUCACUGUCCCUCACUGUCCCUCACUGUCCCUCACCGUCCCUCACCGUCCCUCAGUUCUUCAGAUCAUUUUUUUUUGUUGUUUUUUUAGUUUCCUCAUUUGUUCAUUUUUAUUAUUUGUUGAUUUGUUUGACUCGUUUUUCGUUUUUUUCGUGCUCAUUUCUGGCUCAUUUCGUGUUUAGUGCUCUUGUUCCUCCCAUGUUUGUUUGAAGAAAUCGGGCCGGCUUUAAAGGGUUAAUCAGCUGCAGAUGGUCUCGUGUUAUUGAUUAGCUUUAAUUAUUUGCUGAAAACUGUCAAACUUUCCUGUCUGUUUAGUUCGAACCGUCGUCUCUUUGUUUUAUUCUCUGAUAGAUAUUAUUUUGACGUUAUUGAUCGAUCAGCGGCGGUUGUGGUUGAUUGAUGAGCGGGUGAUCGAGUGAACGGAGCGAUGGAUUGAUGACGGAUGUUAUUUAUCGAUCAGGUGCAGCAGGAGGGGAAGAAGGAGGCGUCGGUGUCGGACAGCUCCAGCCAGAACUACACGGUGGGUUUGGUCGCCGUGGUGAUCAGCUGCCUGUCGUCGGGCUUCGCCGGCGUGUACUUUGAGAAGAUCCUGAAGGGGAGCUCGGCGUCCGUCUGGGUGAGGAACGUGCAGCUGGGGAUCUUCGGCACGGCGCUCGGCAUGCUGGGACUGUGGUGGAACGACGGCGCCGCCAUCGCCGAGCGCGGCUUCCUGUUCGGCUACACGGGCAUGGUGUGGUGCGUCAUCUUCAACCAGGCGUUCGGCGGGCUGCUGGUGGCGGUGGUGGUGAAAUACGCCGACAACAUCCUGAAGGGCUUCGCCACGUCCUUCUCCAUCAUCGUGUCCACCGUGCUGUCCGUCUACCUGUUCGGCUUCCACGUCGACCUGCUCUUCACGGCGGGGGGGGGGCUCGUCAUUGGCGCCGUCUACAUGUACAGCCUCCCCAAAGCGUCCGGCGGCUCCUCGUCCCCGAGCUCCUCCUCGUCUUCUUCGGCGUCUGCGGCGUCGCCGAGGACGAACGGAGGCGCCGAGUUGGAGAUGGAGGCGUUUCUGCCAAAGUCAGUGCUGGUGAAGUGACUCCCCCUCUCUCCCCCUCUCUCCUCCUCCUCACCUCUUCCUCCUGUAAACCUCCUCUCAAAGCCCUCACCCUCUCCUAACUCUCUGACCUCCUCAUAACAUCCCGACCUCCUCCUGACCUCCUCUUUACUCCUCCCUGAUUUCAUGACAGGGUUUGAACGGUCAUGAAAAUCCUGGAAAAGUCAUGGAAUUUGCAAACAGCAAUAGAAAGUUUUGGGGAAACUAAAUGUGCCCUGAAAGUUUUGAAUCACGCAGGAUGUGAAUUCUUUCAGUCGUGACAGUUUCUGAUGAAAAAACACAAAAAUCAAAAAUCAGACAAAGAGAUUCUUUAAAAAUCAAACAUUUGGAAGAAAAAAGUUACAAAGAUAUUUUUCCAUAAUCAGAAAGAUCCAGUCAGGGGUUAAAAACACGUACGAGCCCUGUCAGGACCUCCGGACCGCUCUCCUCCCUCUGACCUCCUCUUCACCUCCUGCUGCUCUGACCAAAGGAGGACAGGAUCUCCUCUUGAGCUUCUCCUUCCUCCCACCCCCAUGUCUCCUCCCCACGUCCUCCUUACUCCUCUGUCUCCUCCUCACCUCCUCCUGAGAGCAGCUGAAGACUCUGUCGUCGGUGGAGAAAAAGAGGAGAUUGACUUAUUUCCUCCUCUUCUUUUUAAAACUUCUCUCCUCCCUCCGUCACACGCUCCUCAACUCCAAACAAACGCCUCCUCACCUCUUUUUUCCUCCUGUAAGGAAAAGGAGCAAAGAGGAGUCAACUAACUUUCCUGCUUUCCUGCUCCUCUGCUGUCACUCUGAAUGCCUCCUGCUAACUCGAGGAGGAGUUGAGGGAGGAGGGCUCCUAACGCCUCGUUUUAACUCUGCGUCUCCUCUCAGCUCCUGCUGUCUCCUCUCUAAACACUAACCUCUCCUCUCUCGUCUGCGUCCUCCUCAGAGCUCAGGGAGGCAUCGCGUCUCCUCCUCCUGCCGUCCGCAUCACAGACUAACUGCUCCAAGCACAACAGGAGCAGGAGGAGCAGGAGGAGCAGGAGGAGCAGGAGGAGUCUUU
Molecule: messenger RNA, 2323 nt
Organism: Plectropomus leopardus (leopard coralgrouper)
Lineage: Eukaryota; Metazoa; Chordata; Actinopteri; Perciformes; Serranidae
Source: RefSeq, a predicted model, not a curated record